This is a messenger RNA of Xylaria bambusicola, 998 nucleotides long. Its product is annotated as MADS box protein. Gene Ontology annotation, molecular function: RNA polymerase II cis-regulatory region sequence-specific DNA binding; protein dimerization activity; DNA-binding transcription factor activity, RNA polymerase II-specific. Lineage: Eukaryota; Fungi; Ascomycota; Sordariomycetes; Xylariales; Xylariaceae. The record is from RefSeq and is a predicted model, not a curated record. Bases 210 to 878 code for a protein of 222 amino acids. Gene Ontology annotation, biological process: positive regulation of transcription by RNA polymerase II. The transcript has 3 exons.
CAGUUUUAUUCCGCCUAGCACUCACACCAGACUCGAUACAGCAGGCGUCCCCCGGACCCGGUUUCUGCGACAAGAUUCCAGCCUACGACAACAGAGCCUCUCCGCUCAGCGCCAGAUCCAGUAUAGGCCCUCGGCACCACGACCAAAACAGCAUCUCCACCAUUUGUUGCCCGUUUCGUUCGUGAUACCAUCCAAGCAUCCAUCCCGCAAUGGCAGAUAUCACCGACCAACACGAACAGACCACUCCCCAGGAGUUGGACGACAGCCACGUCGGUAAUGGCAAUGCCGCUGCCCCCGAGAAUCGCGGCGUCAAGCGUCCGCGCAACAGCAUUCCUGACGAUGAUGAUGACGACGACGAGAAGGGCGGGCGCGAAAGGCGCAAAAUUGAAAUCAAGUUUAUUAGCGACAAGUCGCGUCGGCACAUCACAUUCUCGAAGCGCAAAGCUGGCAUUAUGAAGAAGGCAUACGAACUUUCCGUCCUCACCGGCACACAAGUACUGCUACUCGUUGUCUCGGAAACUGGCCUCGUCUACACAUUUACGACACCCAAACUUCAGCCUCUGGUAACCAAGGCAGAAGGGAAGAAUUUAAUCCAGGCUUGCCUGAAUGCGCCAGAGCCCACCCCUGGCAACGAGAAUGGCGUCGACGAUGGGAAUCAAAUCGAAUCGCCCGAAGAGCCGACCAACUCACACCUUCCUCCCCAGACCAGCCGGCCGGGAAUGCCCCAGAACCCACAUAUGCCAACUAAUUAUAUGCCAAACGUCCCCAUGGAUCCUAACGCCAUGGCCUACCCAGGUUACGUCCAGCGCGGCGCUCCUCCUGCUUACGGCAUGCCACCACAGUCUGGCAUGCCACAACACUCUGCUCACCAGUCCUAGUCGUCACUCUACCGGUGACUUUCUGCCUUGCGCUGAUACCCCGAUUAUAAUGCAUUGAUGAGGCUCGUUCUACCCAGGCAUUCUUCGUCCAACUUAUAAUUAUGAGAAUGGCCACCAAGC